GUCUUGGGCCCCCAGACGAAGCGGCGGGCACCGAGUCAACUGGUGGAACAGCGGGCAUCGAGUCAACUGGCGGAACUGCGGGCACCGAGUCGUCUGGCAAGACUGCGGGCACCGAGUCGUCUGGCAAGACUGCGGGCACCGAGUCGUCUGGCGGAACAGCGGGCAUCGAGUCAACUGGCGGAACAGCGGGCACCGAGUUGUCUGGCAAGACUGCGGGCACCGAGUCGUCUGGCAAGACUGCAGGCACCGAGUCGUCUGGCAAGACUGCAGGGCACCCGAGUCGUCUGGCAAGACUGCGGGCACCGAGUCGUCUGGCAAGACUGCGGGCACCGAGUCGUCUGGCAAGACUGCGGGCAUCGGAUCAGGUACCGGAUCAUCUGGAUCAACAGCGGGCAUCGAGUCAACUGGCCUAAUAGGAUCGUCAGGCUGGAUCAGUUCAUCAUGCUGGGUAGAGGCAUCAGGCUGAAUGCCGGCGUCUGGCUGAGUAGAGGCUUCAGGCCGAGUAGAGGCUUCAGGCCGAAGAGGCAUCAGGCUGCGUACAGGCAUCAGGCUGAGUAGAGGAUUCAGGCUGAGUAGAGGCUUCAGGCUGAACCACGGAAGGCAGGUUCACCGGUUUGGAUACUGGCAGGAUGGUAUUGGUUGGAAAGAAUUUUCGCUUUUUUCUGGUUUUAACUACUGGAGCACUGCAAGUAAACGCAGGUCUGCAAACGAAUGGAGCAGCUGGAGACAGAGAAGAACUGGAGGAUGGAACAGGAGAGGGAGCAAUUGCUACAGAGGGCUUUUUUUACAGGGUUAAAGGCAGGAUAGGUGCAGCAAGUGGGAACAGGGUACUGACAUGCGGUAGAUAG
Molecule: messenger RNA, 848 nt
Organism: Staurois parvus
Lineage: Eukaryota; Metazoa; Chordata; Amphibia; Anura; Ranidae
Source: the annotation of a GenBank genome assembly